AUGACUUCGAGGAAAUCUUUCGGGCCACAAGGAAGGAAAAAGGGAAGGGAAAGGCCACCACUUCGAGGGGAUAGUGGUGAUGAGCCUAAGAAGCCCCAGGGUCCCGAGUUUAGGAAAUGGCAGAGGGCCAUUUACGAGUCGACAAUUGCAGAGAGGAGGAGGUUUUUUGAGGCCCUUCUGCCUAAUAUUGCUCUACCAGUUGUUUCUCCACCAGUAUCUACAUCUAGACCUACCAAUUCAAGGGCUGUUGAGCUAGCCACUUCAACACCACCUCCAGCAUUUGUGUCUGAUCCGAGAGGGAUGGUUCAGGAGAUAGAUAAUAGUGAGGAGGAGGAGGAGGAGGAGUUUGAGUUUGAGUAG
Ilex paraguariensis (yerba mate) is the source of this 360-nucleotide messenger RNA. The record is from the annotation of a GenBank genome assembly. Lineage: Eukaryota; Viridiplantae; Streptophyta; Magnoliopsida; Aquifoliales; Aquifoliaceae.